CUAUAUAGACAGUACAUGUACCUACAUACCUGUAGAUAAUAAUUAUAGCGUGUCAAAACAUACUGGGUUGUCAUUCGUUAAAAGCUAAGCUGGAUAUUCUGACACUGCUAUGGAUCCUUCUAACCUAAACAGGGAUGCUUUGUCACGUGACCUUGAGAUUAAAGGUUAUUCUGUUGUCCCCGGUGUUGUGUCAGAGGAGGAUUGCGAUAAUUACACCCGACAGUACUCGGACUGGGUAGCUAAGUUUGGAGAUGACCCUCCAUUCAGCCAUGACUCGCUGAUGCACUACUACAGAGUUGGCCAUUUUGAUGCAACAUGGAGAGUGCGGCUAAAAGCAAAACCGGUUUUUGCCUCACUGUGGAAUACAGAGAAACUUUUGUGCAGCAUGGACGGCAUAGCCAUUGGGAUACCACCAGAACUCGGCAAAGGGAAAUUCAGAGACGAGGGAACAAACUGGUUUCAUCUUGACCAAGGGCGAACUAGAAGAGGUCUCCAUGUAUAUCAGGCGGCAGUGUACUUAGAAGAAACUACCGAGGAAGAUCACUGCUUGAGGGUCAUUGAAAAAUCUCAUCUCUUUCAUGAUAAAUUCCAAAAGGCUUUUCCUGAUGCCAUGGUACUUGAUGACGAGGAAAACGAAGAAGAGUUCUUCCCUUUCAAGCCAGAAUGGACUUCCUGGUUCAAAGAGCAAGGAUGUACAGAAAGAAUAAUGGCCGUCCCCAAGGGUGGAAUGGUAAUAUGGGAUUCACGCACAGCCCAUGAUGCUGUUUUACCAAAACGAGGUCGGAUGCAUUCCGAUAGAUGGCGCUAUGGUGUUUUUGUGUGCAUGGCGCCAGCCAUUUGGGCUACAGAUGAAGAUUAUAAGACGAAGAAAUUUGCAUAUGAUAAUUUUCGUAGUACUGCUCAUUGGCCUGCCCAGAAAAAUAUCGUUUUCAGAUCAACAACAGGAAAUCCGUAUACGAAGGAUCGUCAGCAUAUAUAUGCCGUAGAGACUAUGCCAGAUAUAGAGAAAACAAAGGAAGCAAAGCUAUUGGCUGGUCUAGAACGAUACGAUUUCAAGGAUGGUUCUCCGAAUGAUCCUGGUUGGAGUCCUACCUGGGACAAAUCGUCUGUGUUCUACCCCCGUUAUAGCGACAGGACAUAGGACAGGACAAAAAACAGGAUAACUAGAUCAUUGUCUUCCUUCGUCAUCUGUGUUUAUCUAUUUGCAAUUCAUGCUGUUUUCUAUUGCAUAUAUGGUAUGUCUACCAAUGAAAUAUUUGAAAUUAUCAACUUGAUAAAACCAUUAUCACUGCUUAAACCAGCACUUGUGACAUUAAAGGAAUCAUGUAUCGUCACUAAGGGCGAUAUAACGUUUUGUUUUGACCAAUCAGAAAGAUGCUUCCUAUUCACCGGAUUGAAAAUUGUUUGCUGUCCUUUCGAAUCAAAAUACUACCAGUAAAUGUACAUUGCAGAUUUUAGGUGCAAGCUUAUUUGACAUUUGAUAAUAAACCAAAAUAUAUGUUUCAGUCUCCAUAGCUUAAUAAAAAAUAUUAAAUCAAAAUGAGA
This is a messenger RNA of Pecten maximus, 1545 nucleotides long. RefSeq lists its product as uncharacterized. The transcript is spliced from 3 exons. NCBI's taxonomy places the organism in Eukaryota, Metazoa, Mollusca, Bivalvia, Pectinida, Pectinidae. Bases 110 to 1141 code for a protein of 343 amino acids. The record is from RefSeq and is a predicted model, not a curated record.